CAGACUACACAGGGAGCGGUAGAUGAAGGCGCCCACGAUAAGCCUGACGACUCGUCGGCCACCGUGCGCUGAUUGUAGCCUUCUCCUCGCGGGUCCAUCGUACAUAUGUGGCGGCCUUUGCGCUCUUUCCACGCUUCCCGCCAUCGCGCCGUCGCUCCGACCCUUGCCGCUCGAAUUCGCGUUGUCGCUACUGCAAGCAUUCCUUAGCUCCAGACCUCUCAUAUUAACCCACGUAUGACGGACAUUGCAUCAGAAGCCAUCAUGCUCGCUGACCCGAGGCUCCGUUAAGGCUGUCGGCCCGGAUGCGGCUUGGGUCUCCUCGUACCGACGUGACAACGAACCCGGGCCUGAAACGUCGUUGCAACUUCACUUCCUCCCUCAACCCCUAAAGAAUGCAUUCGUCACAACCACCGAACUCCACAGAAAACCUCAUCUUUUGCCAUGUCCUUUCCGCCGGACCUGCACCACGUGAGGGAUCCCGGCAGAAAUGGCACCGGACCAACGGGACCACGCAAGCGCGAUCCCGACCUCGUUUCAGAGAUCCAGCGACGAUUAGAGAGGGCAUCGAGGAUGCAACAAGAGCUGGCCGAACUGCGGGAGGAGCUACUCGUCCAGCGCGAAAAGUUCAGAUCUUCCGGUAAUGAGCUGCGCACUCAACGAAUCGCAACCGGAGAUGCCGAAGUCGCUUUCAUGAACGCCUUACGACAGAGUACAACGCCGCUAAGGCUGAAUUUGACGUCCUGAGGAAGCAGUUCGAAGCACUUCGGCUGGAAAGAGC
Trematosphaeria pertusa is the source of this 778-nucleotide messenger RNA. RefSeq lists its product as uncharacterized. The transcript is spliced from 2 exons. The record is from RefSeq and is a predicted model, not a curated record. Lineage: Eukaryota; Fungi; Ascomycota; Dothideomycetes; Pleosporales; Trematosphaeriaceae. The coding region runs from base 442 to 744 and encodes 100 amino acids.